UAGCUUUCUGCACAAUAAAUAUUAUUAUUAUUAUUAUUAUUAUUAUUUGGUAUGCUUAAUUAAAUUGGUGGAAGGUGAAAUAACGCUCGGAUCCUAAAAGACAACGAAGAAAUAGAAAACGAUACAAACAACAAAAAUACUUACACAAAGGUUGAAAUCUAUAUAUAUAUAUAUAUAUACGCACACACACACACGCACACCCUCACACGCACACACCCUCACCCUCUCACACACACCCUCACCCUAAUUUGACUAUUUCAGGUGUUAGCCAAAAACGUUAUGUUUUGAUAUGCAAACAACAUUUAUGCAUGACCCCCUUUUUAAAAGAUACUUUCGCCGUCCCAGGCUUAGUAGCCAAAGAUGCCGUAACUUUGUAAGAAAACAUCAAAUGGAUAACGUAGGAAUUUUAUUUGUGAAACAUCCUGUACUAUGUGUUGUAAAAUCCCCUCGUUAGAUGUCGCCUGUUGUCGUCCCCAUCCUUUAUUUACAAUCCCUUCUACAUCUCCCACCUUGUUGUGUGUCCUAUAAAAUGUGUUUGUAAAGUACCAGAGAGCACCCGUCAGUCGUCGAACGUCGUUCAUGCAGACAACACGUCAUAGUCAGUACUGUGCUCACGUUCCAUUGUUCCUUCCGUUCCUUGUGUACGAAGAACCUAUCCAAACCCGCUAUCCGAGCCAAUCGCUUUCGCCAAGAUUUAAUAUCAGAUACGACAAACAGUAAGUUUUUGCACCAUUUCCUUCCGUUCCGUCCUGUGCAUCCCAAAGUGUUAAACCAACUGCCGUCCACAUAUCAACCUUUACCGACCACAACCCAAAAGAGGUGGCCCUUGGGCCACCUCCUAUGAGCGUAGCGAUGGCUCCCGUGCCACCAGAUGAAGACCAGCCAGACCUAUCCGAUCUCACUGCACAACAGAUGAUAGAAGCGCAUAACUUUGUCGAGACGCACCCAACAAUAAAAUUAAUUAUCAAACGCCAUAACACCGCGAUCGCGCGACUAAACGACUACACCUUAAAAAUUGACCAGUUAAUGAAAACUUGCGCUAAGCAGGCAGAGGUAAUAGACACCCUAAACAGAACAGUGGAAUCCUCCCUUGCCGAAAAUAAUGACACCCGAAAACGGAAAUGUAAAAAGCCCGAAAGUCCUCAGGAAUUCCCGCCUCUUCCCACCGCAAACCGUUACAACGCUCUCGCCACAAACGCCGACGACGAAAUGGUAGUAGACCUCGCGCCGCAAACACGGCUACCUAGUCCCGGUCCCCCAAAUAAAAAUAGUAUAACCAAUAUCUGUCUAAAACCCCAAAGUAAAACCACCCAAAACACCUCCAAUAAAAUGCCACCUAUCUGCAUCAAGACGGAGACACUUGAUGAAUCGUACACCUCCCUAAUAAGGAAAAUCAAAAAUAAUACAGGGUGCCAAAACUUUACCCUAUCCCACCAAAACAGGUACACAAAAAUUUUCACUCAAAACCUACAAGAUUUUGCCAGCAUUAAAAACUUCCUCGAGGAAGGACAGGUACAAUUCUUCACGUACACCCCGCGAGAAGAGAUUAACAAAAAUAUAGUAUUAAAGGCCGCCCCCAACCUCGACACAAAUGAAAUCAAAGACGAACUAAGAUCCGCCGGUGUGGACGCAUUAGAAUGUAAAGCCCUAAAAGGUAAGAGCCCGGAAGAAGCGUACU
Photinus pyralis (common eastern firefly) is the source of this 1678-nucleotide messenger RNA. RefSeq lists its product as uncharacterized. The record is from RefSeq and is a predicted model, not a curated record. NCBI's taxonomy places the organism in Eukaryota, Metazoa, Arthropoda, Insecta, Coleoptera, Lampyridae.